Molecule: messenger RNA, 462 nt
Organism: Trichosporon asahii var. asahii CBS 2479
Lineage: Eukaryota; Fungi; Basidiomycota; Tremellomycetes; Trichosporonales; Trichosporonaceae
Exons: 4
Coding region: 1-462 (153 amino acids)
Molecular function (GO): single-stranded DNA binding
Source: RefSeq, a predicted model, not a curated record
AUGUACCGUCUCGCCCGCCCCACCCUGAACGCCUUUAAGGCCCCCAUCGGCCAGCGUAACCUCUCGAAGGCUACCUUUGUCGGCCGUCUCGGUGCCACCCCCGAGGUCCGCGAGACCGCCAACGGCACCCCUUACGUGACCAAGCCGGUCAAGAAGGACGCCGAGGGAAAACUGACCCCAGACCCUGUCCGUGACGCGAGCUGGUUCACCAUCUUCAACUUCAAGCCGUCCGCCACGCAGUUCCUCCCCAGCAUCCCCGUCGGCACGCAGCUCCUUGUUGAGGGUGAGUUUAUUCCUGCGGUCCUUGCUAACUCUCAGCCACGCUCGACUCGCGUCCUCCCACCGCUGACGGCCGUGGCGGCGAUGUUCUCAUCCGGUAAGCUGAAUUGGGAUCCGCCCAAGCUAACAUACAGCGAGAUCUCGCACCAGGUCAUCUCGAAGAAGAAGCAGGACCAGCAGUAA